AUGACCAACAUAAGUGUCGAGAGAGAUUUCAUACUGGUGGGCUUCUCUGAAAAACUACAGCUGGAAAAGAUACUCUUUGUGCUUGUCUUAAUGUCAUAUAUUCUUACAUUGUUGGGGAACACAACCAUUAUUCUGAUUUCCUCCGAAGACCCUAAGCUUAAAACACCCAUGUACUUUUUUCUUACGCAACUCUCCCUAGUUGACAUCUGUUUUACCACCAGUAUUGUCCCCCAGCUCCUCUGGAACCUAAAAGGACCAGCCAAAACCAUCACAGCCCUGGGAUGCGCCAUUCAGCUCUACGUCUCCCUGGCAACAGGAUCCACUGAGUGUGUUCUCCUGGCUGUCAUGGCUUUUGAUCGCUAUGCUGCCGUCUGCAAACCCCUCCACUAUUCGACUGUGAUGAACCCACAGCUGUGCCAGACUCUCGCAGCAGUCGCAUGGCUGAGUGGAACAGGAAAUGCUCUCAUCCAGGGCACCAUCACCCUCCGGCUGCCUCGCUGUGGACACCGUUUGAUCCAUCACUUCUUCUGUGAGGUGCCCUCCAUGAUUAAACUUGCCUGUGUGGACAUCCAUGCCAAUGAGGUCCAGCUCUUUUUUGCUUCCUUGGUCUUGCUCCUCUUGCCUUUGUCCCUGAUCCUGACAUCCUAUGGGCUUAUAGCCAGGGCCGUUAGUAGGAUUCAGUCUGCGCAGGCCUGGCGCAAGGCCCUGGGGACAUGUGGUUCCCACCUGAUGGUUGUGUCCCUCUUCUACGGGAGCAUCACUGCUGUCUACAUCCAGCCCAACAGCUCUUACUCCCGUACUCAUGGCAGAUUCAUCUCUCUCUUCUACACAGUCGUGAUCCCAACGCUCAAUCCCCUCAUCUACACACUGAGGAAUAAAGAUGUGAAGGGAGCCUUGGGGAGACUAUUUCACAGAGACCUAAGCACUAAGAAAUGA
Molecule: messenger RNA, 936 nt
Organism: Ochotona princeps (American pika)
Lineage: Eukaryota; Metazoa; Chordata; Mammalia; Lagomorpha; Ochotonidae
Product: olfactory receptor 2G3-like
Exons: 1
Coding region: 1-936 (311 amino acids)
Biological process (GO): G protein-coupled receptor signaling pathway
Cellular component (GO): membrane
Molecular function (GO): G protein-coupled receptor activity; olfactory receptor activity
Source: RefSeq, a predicted model, not a curated record